Molecule: messenger RNA, 2971 nt
Organism: Stegastes partitus (bicolor damselfish)
Lineage: Eukaryota; Metazoa; Chordata; Actinopteri; Pomacentridae
Product: glycogenin-1-like
Exons: 7
Coding region: 1-1149 (382 amino acids)
Molecular function (GO): glycosyltransferase activity
Source: RefSeq, a predicted model, not a curated record
AUGACGCGGAAGAUGUGGGGCUUAAUUCCUGUGUUGGACUGCUCCCAGCUGCUGCGCCUCUGCCCUUCGCAGUGCAAACCAUCCGUGUGGCCCAUCACAACCCCCGACCCCCGGGUGGACUCUCCUCAGCGCACCAUGUCGGACCAAGCUUUUGUUACACUGGCCACAAACGACAGCUAUGCAAAGGGAGCCAUGGUUCUCGGCCAGUCGUUGCGAAACCACAACACAACCAGGAAACUGGUUGCGCUUGUAGGACCUCAUGUUGCAGAACCUUGCAGAGAUGCGUUACGGUCCAUUUUCGAUGAGGUGCGUGUGGUGGACGUGAUGGAUUCGGGCGACACGGCUCAUCUGGCCCUGAUGAAGCGUCCGGACUUGGGGGUGACCUUCACCAAACUGCACUGCUGGACACUCACACACUACAGCAAGUGUGUGUUCAUGGACGCAGACACACUGGUGCUGUCCAACAUCGAUGAGCUCUUUGAGAGGGAGGAGCUUUCUGCCGCUCCAGAUCCCGGCUGGCCAGACUGUUUCAACUCCGGGGUGUUUGUCUUCAGACCGUCCAACGAGACGCAUGAGAAGCUGCUGACAUUCUGCGGCGAAAACGGCAGCUUUGAUGGUGGAGAUCAGGGGGUUCUCAACAGUUUCUUUAACACCUGGGCCACAGCAGAUAUUUCCAAACACCUGCCCUUCAUCUACAACCUCAGCAGUAUUGCCAUCUACUCCUACCUGCCAGCUUUCAAACAGUACGGCCACGACGCAAAGGUGGUGCACUUCUUGGGCAAAGUGAAGCCGUGGAACUACUCCUACGACGCUCAGCGAGGGGAGGUCAAGGGUCACUCUCAGUCACCGGACCAGACCCAACUGCACCCCGACUACCUGCUCAUGUGGUGGCAGCUGUACGCCAAAUCUGUGCUGCCUCUACUGCAGAAGGCCUUCGGAGACACUCCCUUCAACAGCGGCUUCGUCGAGGCGGGCAGUGAUGAAAAGCUUCACGAGGACGUCAGAGAGCAUCCGGCUCCGUCGUUCCCUCCUCCUCAGAAGGUGUCGUCAGAGGAGAGGAAGCAGCGCUGGGAGGCGGGCCAGAUCGACUACUUGGGCGACGACUCGUUCGCCAACAUCGAGCGAAAACUCGACUCCUUCCUUAAGUAGCGGGCGGCUGAUGGGAGCACGACGGACACCAGUGGAAGCUCCGCGUGGUCGAGGAGGGGGGGGAAUAAACCGCCGCUCAGUCGAUCACAGGGGCCUGACUAGCAGGUGACUGGAUGAAUGCCUCUGUGCACCUUCUCACUGUGACUCUCUGCACCCCAUCGGCGUGUGGAGAGUGUAAGUUUGACAAAAAUUCCUGUGCACUCCACCAUUCAUUUUCUCCUCUUAAAGGGAAAGUUGGACAUUCUGGGAUGUCUCACUUUGUUGCUGAGGAUUGGAUGAGAAAAUUCAUUUAAAUGUAAAACUCACUCUAUCUCUAGUCACAGCACUGGAUAUGGAAGUCUAAAGGCUAAAACCAUUUUUGUUCAGAUAUUUUCUUUGAUCACGGACUUGUUUAUUGCUUUUACUGUCUUUGCUGCAAACUGAUGACGCUCUAUUUAAAUGUUAUCUGCAACUCGAGCCAAAAUUUUAAUAUUUAAGGCAGACAGGAAACAAAACAUAUCAAAUGGCAGGAAUAUUUUGAAUUGGUCCCAAUGUUUACUUGCAUAAAGAUAUGAGACGGAAACAGCUACAGCUUGUUCCACCUGGUUUGAUUGAAUUUGCACAAAAUCCAAAGCAUAUAAAUGACAUUUGUGUAUUUCAUGUGUGGGAUUGUUUCUUGGCCACUUCAUCUAAGUUUUUGCUUGUUGUCUAAAAACAACAGCAGCAAUUUUAGUCUAUAAUGUAACUUGCUAAGCUCUAAUUCGGUAUUAAGUGACCUUCGGGUGCUGUUUCUGCUCAGUGCUUCCCCCAUUUCAAGUCCUAAUUGGCUCUUUUCAUAUAGAAAAUCCUCUCACACAAAUCUUGACAAGAAAGCGACUAAGUGUAGCUACUUCCCACAAUGUCCAGCUGUUCCUUCUAAGUAUUCUUGUGCAUCUGAUGGAAAUGGAUUCACUAAAAGUCUGCAGUCUUCCUAAUCUGUGGAAAAUCUCAGCAUCUCAAUGACUUGCUCAAGAAUAAAGCAUUUAGCAGCCGUUUCUGAAUUUUUGCCACGACCUCCUUUCCUACCUGCAAUAAGCCUCCACCCACUUUGAAGCAAAAUAUGCAGCAACUGGCUCACUUUUUUUUUCUUCUCCAUUCCAGCCAGUCACGCUUUAAAAUGACACCUCAUUGGAGAACCACAGAGUAGCAUCCCUACAGUGUCUGUGCCUCUGACUCUCACCAGCUCCCUCUACCUUCAGCUUUGUAACGUCCGGUGUUGUGUUGAGGCCGUUGUGUUGUAUUUGCAUGGCACAGAGUUAAAAACGUGGGUCAGUGAUGAAGUCUUCCACUCACAUCGUAAGGUGGUGUUGACAUCCGUUUACUUUUUUGUUGUUGUUUGUGGGAUUAAACUCCAGUGUGUCCCUAACAAAAUGUGUCAUCUGCAUGUACGUCCCUGCCAGACCCACAUCAGCGUAUUUGUGCCAUGACCGGGGUUUUCGUCACUUCUUCUCCGUAGCGUAACCAGUUGCCUUAUUGCCUUUUCACUGUUUACAAAACCUCACGUACUGCAACUGCUGCUAGUAGCACAGCAAAUCCAACUGUGUGGAGUCCGUCCUUUUCUGUUGCCAACUCCUCCUUUACUUCACUCCAGCUGUGUGCCCUCAAAACUAUCACCCACAGCUCUUAACGAUGCUCUCCCCUCGUCCGGUAAACCCACUCCGACAUGACGCCGGAGAGGCGGAGAGAGAAAUCCAUGUGUAGCGUUUGAGUGUGGAUUCUAAUUAGUUAAUGCACAUCUGUUUCCUGGCUGUUAACUGUACAUCCCUCCUACAAGAGCUAAUAAAAAAAAACUUGUGAAAAACCA